AUGGCUAUAGAGAGCGUUCCUGUCGAAGGGCUCAAACGACGUGUGUCUCACGGCGAAGAACAGGAAAACCGGCUCUGCGAUAAGAACGGAAACUAUGCAACAGAACUGCACAUCUUUCAAUUCUCGGUCACCUCCGGUAGGACUCUCUACGCUCGUGAUUACUUGGCCACCCGAGAGGGGGAUAACCUGGAUACCUUUCAGGGUAACGGGGCUACUGAACCGCUAGGGCUCAAUGGAGCAUCAUUCCAAAACUUGGCGCCUACUACCCAGCAGGAUGCAUGUAAUGCGCAAUUCAAUACCUGUGUCGAUGCUGCCAGCACCGCUAAAUGCCAGGAGCAGAAAGCUGAGUCCGCUGCUGUGCCGGAUGCAGUGAUCACUGGACAGGUACAAGGACAGGCUCAGAACCAGAUGCUGAUGGACAGCCUCUCCAACAAAGCCAAGCCGCUCAGGAUGCUCAACUGGCCAAUGGUCAAAAUGGUCAGGGCCAAGAUUGCAAGCUGUCGGUAUGGUAUCGCCGGUGCUGCCGGCGUCAGUGCCGCUCAGAACGCUGCCUCCACCGGUGGUGCUAUGGCCGCGGGUGCGAAUGUGGGCGCUGAAUGCGCGCAGGCCAUUGCUACCGCCAGGCGACGACGCGACGUUGUGACGCUCCCUCUGAAUGGAUUUAAGGGGCAGAAGCGAUAUGUUGGUCCCGUGGAGUGGGAGGGAAUGGGGGAGGUUGGUGCAUUGGUUUAG
Blastomyces dermatitidis ER-3 is the source of this 732-nucleotide messenger RNA. RefSeq lists its product as uncharacterized. The coding region runs from base 1 to 732 and encodes 243 amino acids. The transcript has 4 exons. The record is from RefSeq and is a predicted model, not a curated record. Lineage: Eukaryota; Fungi; Ascomycota; Eurotiomycetes; Onygenales; Ajellomycetaceae.